Molecule: messenger RNA, 933 nt
Organism: Papaver somniferum (opium poppy)
Lineage: Eukaryota; Viridiplantae; Streptophyta; Magnoliopsida; Ranunculales; Papaveraceae
Exons: 1
Coding region: 1-933 (310 amino acids)
Molecular function (GO): nucleic acid binding; RNA-DNA hybrid ribonuclease activity
Source: RefSeq, a predicted model, not a curated record
AUGGACGUGGAUCCAGUUUGCGGCCUUUGUAAUUCUAUGCUAGAAGAUGACUACCACUUAUUCUUUGGUUGCAGCUACUCUUCCGACAUCUGGAGAUAUCUUCAGCGGCUUAUGGGGCUUAGGGAAACAAUUCAUACUGACUGGGAUGACCAGAUUCGUUGGUGUGUGGAAAAUAUUAAAGGAGUCAAUGCUGUAGGUACUAUCAAAAAGCUCAUUUUUAAUGCCUAUAUUUAUCAUAUUUGGGGUGAAAGGAACAGGAAAACCUUUACUCAAACAAGUAUGCAUGCUAGUGUUAUCUUCUAUAAAAUCAUCGAUGAUGUUAGACUGCGGAUGGCCUCUUGCAAGGCUUCAAUACCUGACUGCAAUGAGUCGCGCGAUUUGGCUGCAAGAAUGAGGUGCACAGUUGAGUUCUAUUUGCCUACCCAAAAGGCCAUUAUCUGGCAGAAACCAGAGACAGGGGAGGUGACAAUUAACUCUGAUGGGUCCUUAUGUGAUGAAGGGGCGGGGUAUGGGGCUAUUAUACGUGAUGAACACGGCACUCCUCUUGGUGCUGUAACAGGCAGCGCAAUUCCAUCAUCGAUCACUGUGCAUGAGCUACAAGGUAUUGAAGCAGGUCUUCAACUUGCGCACCUUAAAGGGUUUCCGAAAGUUUCCAUUCAAACAGAUUCAAUAACAGCUUUAAGAUAUCUCAAAGAAGAUGGAAGUAAACCUCCCUGGACCUGCCAUCAUGUGUGGGAGUCCAUAAAAAGUCUUAAGGCUCAGUUUGCCAGAUGUUCUUCAUCUCAUAUUUAUAGAGAAGCUAAUGGUUAUGCGGAUCUCAUCGCAAGCUUCGGACCUGAUGGUAGGUUUGUCGAGCUACACCCUAGUUCUUUUCCUGAAGACCUGAAGAAAAAAGUUCUAGAUGACGCCAAUGGUAAAGUUUACUACGGAUAG